GGCUACACCGAACUAUGGGAAGCUUCGUUGACAACGCUUUUCCAGCAGGCGACGAAAGCGACGACAGCAAUGAUGAGUGGGACAUCGGGUCCGGAUCGGAUAAAAAAUCAUUUCGCAAUAAGGAUGUAGAUGCUAUUGUACCAGAAGCAGAAGAUAAUGUGUCAGUGUUUAAAAGAGCCAUCAGCAGGGGAGACAUAGCCACUGUUGAACAGCUGUUGGACAAUGGCAUGGAUGUGGAGACCAGACUUGGCCUUGAAUGGACUCCUCUGAUGUGUGCUGUCACUGUGGCUAAUUUUGACCUGGCCAAACUGCUACUGGACAGAGGGGCCAGUGCAAACUUCAGCAAAGAUCAUUGGACGGUGCUCAUGGCCAGCUGCACAGCGUCUGCCAGUGAAGACAAACUUGCUCGCUGUGUGGAGCUUCUGCUAUCCAGAAAUGCUGAUCCCAACCUGGUCAACAGGUCUCAAAUGACCUGUUUGAUGUUGGCAGCCAGGGACGGCUACAGCAAGAUCAUCAACCUGCUGGUCUCCCAUGGUGCAAAAAUUAAUUUCCAGGGUCACAACGGAUACACGGCUUUAUCAUUAGGAGUGCAGUAUGACAGAGAGGAGGCAGUGCUAAAGCUCCUCCAGCUGGGAGCUGACAAAACAUUAAGAACCAAAGCUGGCAAGAGUCCUGCGGACCUGGCAGGGAUCUUCAAACACACACAGAUAGGCAGGAUUCUUGCCUCUGCAUCCCACAUCUCUACUGUCCAGGCCUUCAGCUCCAUGGAGGAGACUCUCUCCAAGUUCUUCAAGACGAACUCUGAACCUCCACCGUCCAAGGAAAGUGUUACCAAGCUUGAUGAACUUGAGCUCCUCCUGCAUGGCCUCGAUCUUGACUACCUCAUUGACAUCAUGGCUGAAAAUGACAUCACCUGGAGCUACCUGUUGAGCAUGGAUAAGGAGGACCUGGAGAAGAUUGGAAUCACAGACCCAGCAGACCAGGAGAAGGUGCUAAGUGCUUUGCAGCAGAUGCACCUGGACAAAGUGGACCUUGACACAAUCAGCCAGCUGGGAGCUGCAGACAGUGGGAGUGAGGAGCUUCAUAACUUCCUGAUAAGUGUGAGGCAGCAGUGCUGCUACCUGACUGAGACAAUUCAGGACGUUGUCACCCGUUUCCCCCGCCAUCCCUCUCAGCUGGUUUUCUCUCUGGAUCCACAGAAGGAUGCUCAGGCGGUCUGCAGUCAGUUGCUAGUCCAAACUAAAGACCUGCAGAAGGAAGUCACCUGCCUCCGCAAUCUGUUAUGUCAGAUGGAGGAGACUGAAGAUUGUCAUCAGAUUCCUCAGGGUGGUUCCCAUAGCAACUGGACGACGCGGUCCCUGACCAGAGUGGCACUGAGCGCACUCGGAGCCUCCUUCCUCCUGUUCCUCUACAAAGCGUCGGUGAAGGUUAACCUGAAGAUGUAUAACAAUGUUUGCUAAACAACACGAAGGUUGUGUCAGUCUGUUUGUCAACCAUUUUUAAGUUUUUCAUGACUUCAAGUGAUAAAUUGUUUAAAGUGGAAUAAUAUGUUAAAAGAGACGAGACAGGUUCUUUCUAGUUCUGCUGUUGUAACACUUUCUUUUACUUUGCUCAAACUUGUCUUCAACCUGCAGUUCUGAAUUUUAUUUGAGUAUAUUUUAAGGGUUUAAUUAAGUUUCUUUUGAGGAACAAUUCUGUUCACAGUACAAUUAAGAGUGGAAUUAAAUUUCAAGUUUUCUGUUUCAAA
Labrus mixtus (cuckoo wrasse) is the source of this 1747-nucleotide messenger RNA. RefSeq names its product ankyrin repeat, SAM and basic leucine zipper domain containing 1 (gene asz1). The record is from RefSeq and is a predicted model, not a curated record. Gene Ontology annotation, biological process: piRNA processing. Gene Ontology annotation, cellular component: pi-body. Gene Ontology annotation, molecular function: protein binding. NCBI's taxonomy places the organism in Eukaryota, Metazoa, Chordata, Actinopteri, Labriformes, Labridae.